Molecule: messenger RNA, 843 nt
Organism: Opisthorchis viverrini
Lineage: Eukaryota; Metazoa; Platyhelminthes; Trematoda; Opisthorchiida; Opisthorchiidae
Exons: 5
Coding region: 1-843 (280 amino acids)
Source: RefSeq, a predicted model, not a curated record
AUGAAACUUCAGUUAUCAGCUUCGACAAAUACCAAAGUGAUUGAGCUAUGUGGACGGCAAAGCCCAGAAAAACUCACUAUUACACGGUCAAAUAUCCCUUCGGAGAGGCUGGAACUCGAAAUUUCGGAAGAUAUCCAUCUAGAAGAAAACGUUUUGACAGUUUUGGUUGAUCGUUUGUUGUCGUCACCAAUACCAAAAGUAACCAGCACUGCUGAUAGUUUUACUGUGGGGAUACCUACUGCCGCGACCGAAGCAACCAUUGCUGUGUGGUCGGGUUUCAGCAAACUUCAAAUCUACCGGCCUUUUACCCAUCAUGUAACGCUCCCACGGGAAAAAUGCGCCACCUAUGGUGUCCAGUUGCAGAUCAAAUCAUUAAGAUACGGUACACCAAGUUCUCUGCUUGAAGUUGUUCCAGAUGAUACAGGCAGGCCGGGACGACCGCAACUUUUGACGAGCAUGCCAGUGGGAGACCACCUAAUUAAGGUAAAGUGGAAUGAACCAAUGAACCGAAUGUCGUGUCCCCACAAGUAUGUGGUGAAACAAACCUCUAGCAGGGGAAUUGAAGCAGCGGUCGUUCACAUCCCGGCAACCGAACCUCUAGUACUAACCCUCCAAAAUAGAGGGAGACAUAUUUCAAGUUUAUCCACGUUGCUGACUGUGGAAAAUGGUGUGCGAAAGCAGUUCACAAUCAUUGGCUUUUCCAGCACUUGUGAUGAGGUGGUACAAAUAUGGAAGGUCAUACAAGAGUCCAAAACAGUUUACCUCACCCUACUUCCCUGCGCACUUUGUGACGCAGCAAAAGAAAAUAAUCUACCCGUAAGUUUCGGUUUGGGAGUAACUUAA